Molecule: messenger RNA, 1253 nt
Organism: Eruca vesicaria subsp. sativa (arugula)
Lineage: Eukaryota; Viridiplantae; Streptophyta; Magnoliopsida; Brassicales; Brassicaceae
Source: the annotation of a GenBank genome assembly
AUGGCGGAGCAUUUAGCUUCAAUCUUCGGAACCGAAAAGGACAGAGUGAACUGCCCUUUCUACUUCAAGAUCGGCGCGUGCCGUCACGGAGACCGUUGCUCCCGUCUCCACAACCGUCCCACAAUCUCCCCAACCCUCCUCCUCUCCAACAUGUACCAAAGACCCGACAUGAUCACCCCCGGGGUCGACCCCCAGGGCCAACCCCUCGACCCGAGCAAGAUCCAAGCCCACUUCGAGGAUUUCUACGAAGACAUCUUCGAAGAGCUCGACAAGUUUGGAGAGAUGGAAAGCCUCAAUGUCUGCGACAAUCUCGCCGACCACAUGAUCGGCAAUGUCUAUGUCCUCUUCAAGGAAGAGGACCAGGCCGCCGCGGCGCUAAAGGCGCUGCAAGGGAGGUUUUAUUCUGGCCGGCCUAUUAUCGCUGAUUUUUCGCCCGUGACGGAUUUUCGCGAGGCGACUUGUAGGCAGUAUGAGGAGGAUAACUGUAACCGCGGCGGGUAUUGUAAUUUUAUGCAUGUGAAGCAGAUUUCGAGGGAGCUUAGGAGGAAGUUGUUUGGGAGGUAUCGGAGGUCGUACCGACGUGGGAGUAGGAGUAGGAGUAGGAGCAGGAGUGUGAGCCCGAGACGGAAGAGAGAGAGAGGGGAUGUUAGGGAGAGGGAGCGUGGUGGUGGUGAUCGUCAUGGGAAUGGGAAGAGGAGCAGUGAGAGGUCGGAGAGGCAUGAUAGGGAUGGUGGAAGGAGGAGACAUGGUAGUCCGAGACGGAGCAGAAGCCCUGUUGUGAGAGAAGGUAGUGAGGAAAGGAGGGCGAGGAUUGAGCAAUGGAACCGUGAAAAGGAUGAGGGAGUUUAAUGUGUUUUUUUUUCUUUUCUUCUGCAUUGGCUGUGAUUUGAUUGUCUCUGUACUGGAUAUUUUUUAUUUGGUGUUUUCUUUUUAGAACUUGAGAGUGGUCAUGAGACGCUGGCUUCCUUAGAUAAAAGUAAGGUGAACUGUUUUUUUUUCUUGUUUAGAAAGACUAGUUCGUGUGUAAUGGAUCCUUUGGUAGUUUUGUUGUUGUUCUUCAAUGAUUGUCCCUCAUAAGGUUCUCCUGCAAGUUUUAACAUGAUGUCAUGUUUGUAGAACUUUGUCCCAGUUGAUCGGAUAGAGCUAUUUGGUUUCUAGGCAGAUCAUCAUCAACUUUUAUGUUCCACUUCUCAUGUUUGUUUGUAUAACAUUCCAAGUAUUUGCAUCAAUAACAGGCCAAGCUUGAGUUGUUU